This is a messenger RNA of Mustela lutreola (European mink), 1460 nucleotides long. RefSeq names its product V-set immunoregulatory receptor (gene VSIR). Gene Ontology annotation, biological process: negative regulation of CD4-positive, alpha-beta T cell proliferation; positive regulation of regulatory T cell differentiation; regulation of immune response. The coding region runs from base 237 to 1046 and encodes 269 amino acids. Lineage: Eukaryota; Metazoa; Chordata; Mammalia; Carnivora; Mustelidae. The transcript has 7 exons. The record is from RefSeq and is a predicted model, not a curated record. Gene Ontology annotation, cellular component: plasma membrane.
AUGAAAAAUAGCACCCCGAGAUGGAGCCAGCCAGGAGCCUCUCUCCACUGUGCCUGCCGGAACAGAAGCUUCUACAAGGGCCUGAGCCCGCCUUUGGCUGAGGGUCCCACCGCUGGGAAGUGGCAGGAGCGAGACUAGAUUCUGCGCGGCCAUCCCUCAGGGGUGGCCUCUCUGCCCUGGGCUUGGCUCAUGGUCCGGCAGCAGCCUUCAAGGUGGCCACGCCAUAUUCCCUGUACAUGUGCUCUGAGGGGCAGAACGUCAGCCUCACCUGCAGGAUCGCGGGUCCCAUGGCCAAAGGGCAUGACGUGACCUAUUACAAGACGUGGUACCGCAGCUCGCGGGGCGAAGUGCAGGUGUGCUCAGAGCGCCGGCCCAUCCGCAACCUCACGUUUCAGGACCUCCACCUUCACCACAGCGCCCACCAAGCCAACGCCAGCCAGGACCUGGCCCAGCGCCAUGGGCUGGAGUCCGUCUCCGACCACCACGGCAACUUCUCUAUCACCAUAUACAACCUGACCCUCGCGGAUAGCGGCCUCUACUGCUGCCUGGUGGUGGAGGUCAGACACCGCCACUCGGAGCACAGGGUCCACGGUGCCAUGGAGCUGGUGGUGCAGACAGACAAAGCAGCAUCGACGCAGUGCAUCGCGUACCCACCAUCGCCCAGGGAGAGUGAAAGCAUCACAGCUGCUGCCCUGGCUACCGGCGCCUGCAUCGUGGGCAUCCUCUGCCUUCCCCUCAUCCUGCUCCUGGUCUACAGGCAAAGGCAGGUGGCCUCCAACCGCCGUGCCCAGGAGCUGGUGCGGAUGGACAGCGGCAACACGCAAGGACUCGAAAAUCCUGGCUUUGAGGCCUCCCCAUCCUCCCAGACCAUGCCAGAGGCCAAACCCAAGUCUCCACUGUCCUACAUGGCUCAGCGGCAGCCUUCAGAGUCCGGGCGGCACCUACUCUCCGAGCCAGGCACUCCUCUGUCUCCACCAGGCCCUGGGGAUGUCUUCUUCCCAACCCUCGAACCCGUGCCUGACUCCCCAAACUCUGAGGCCAUCUAGACCAACUGGGGCCGGCGGGCAACUGUGGCUGGGCCUGGGGCAGGUGCAUCUGAGGCAGAGUCGACCUUCUUGAGUGGUCCCUUAGCCUUGACGCUGGUCCUGGUUUCCUCCCUCCUGACCUGAGCCCAGACUCUCUGAGAUACCUCUGAUGGCCAAACCCUCAACUCCUCUGGGUGCUACAGGGCAGAAGGGAGAAGGGGUUGGAUGGCUCAGCCCCUGUCUCAAAAGAUGGUGGGGUGCUGGGACCCCACCCCAGAGACCUGAACUUUACCAGCUACAAAUGCCAAAUGGCUUACAUCUGAGAAGUUCAAGAGUUUCCAGCCUAUGGCAGCUUCUCUCCCUGGGACAUGAACUUUGUGACCAGACAGCCCUGAUGGGACAAGAUGGGCACUGGACAGAACUCCUCUCCCCUCU